This is a messenger RNA of Hypanus sabinus (Atlantic stingray), 3524 nucleotides long. RefSeq names its product 5'-AMP-activated protein kinase subunit gamma-2. The record is from RefSeq and is a predicted model, not a curated record. Lineage: Eukaryota; Metazoa; Chordata; Chondrichthyes; Myliobatiformes; Dasyatidae. The transcript is spliced from 16 exons. The coding region runs from base 233 to 1885 and encodes 550 amino acids.
UGGGCUACGGGUCGCGAUCGUGGGUAACUGAGAGCUCCGAGACGGAUGGUUGCUGCAACCCGGAUUGGCUUUAGAAGUAUCGUGGGACUCUCGGAAGGGGGGGUGGGAGACAACUUCGGAGUUUCCUCCCUUCGUAACCCCCGCCCCGACCCAAGGGGUGCGCGGUGCAGCUGUCAACAAGGACGCAGGUUCAAGGCUUGGACCGUCCUCUCCGGCCACCAAGACACCUCACAUGGGAAGCACGGCCCUGGACACCAGCAAAAAGAAAGGGGGGAUGAAGAGAAACAAACGGCGCAUGUUGCGCCUGAAUAUCCCGGAUCUCAGUUCAUUUGCUAUGCCUUUCCUGGACGGAGAUGUGGAAUCCUCUGACAAAGAUAUUUCUCAAAAGGGAGAAGACAGUUUCCACUCCUGCGGCAGCCCCUCCAAAGGAUUUUUUUCCCGGAAUUUUUACCAUCGGCCGUCCAGCCCUGUCUCUGCCCCAGUGAGAGUGAAGCAAAGCCCAGGUUCCCCCAAAACGGUCUUCCCUUUUCCCCAAGACUCUUCACCAAGGUCUCCCCGACGAAUGAGCUUCAGUGGCAUAUUUCGCUCGACAUCAAAGGAUUCCUCUGGCAGCUCAACCUCUACCUCACCCGUCUCAAUGAAGUUCUUCUCCAGGUCCAGGAAAGCCUCGGGACUCUCUACCCCCUCCACGCCGAUACAAUCAACCAAGCCUGCCUUUCCCCUGGAAUCAUAUAAACAGGAGCCCGAACGCUUGGAUGCCCGAGCUCGUUCCUACUCAUCUCCACCGGACUCAGGCCAGCGGUUUUCCGUCCCGCUCGCAGCCACGGCACCGCUCAAGCCUCUUGCUCCCAUUACCAGCUCCGGUGCUACCUCGAAAACCGUGCAAGGCUCGGUGGAAGGCAUGCUGGAGAAGCUGGAGCUGGAUGAUGAAGCUGAAGAGUCUGACAGUGAUAUUUAUAUGAGAUUUAUGAAAUCCCACAAGUGCUAUGACAUCGUUCCCACCAGUUCAAAGCUUGUUGUAUUUGAUACUUCAUUGCAAGUGAAGAAAGCCUUCUUUGCUUUGGUGGCAAAUGGUGUUCGAGCGGCACCACUUUGGGAAAGUAAAAAGCAAAGUUUUGUAGGAAUGUUAACCAUAACAGACUUCAUAAACAUACUGCAUAGAUACUACAAGUCACCUAUGGUACAAAUCUAUGAACUGGAGGAGCAUAAGAUUGAAUCGUGGCGAGAGCUUUAUUUACAAGAAACAUUUAAGCCUUUAGUGAACAUAACACCAGAUGCAAGCCUCUUCGACGCUGUGUAUUCGCUCAUUAAGAACAAAAUUCAUCGGUUGCCUGUCAUUGACCCUGUCAGUGGAAAUGCACUUUAUAUCCUCACUCAUAAAAGGAUUCUAAAGUUCUUGCAGCUGUUUAUCUCUGAGAUGCCAAAGCCUGCCUUUAUGAAGAAAACACUGGAGGAACUUGGAAUUGGAACGUACCUUAAUAUUGCCUUUAUACAUCCAAACACUCCUAUAUACAAGGCGCUGAGUAUAUUUGUUGACAGGAGGGUUUCAGCAUUGCCGGUUGUGGAUGAGUCAGGGAAAGUUGUAGAUAUUUAUUCCAAAUUUGAUGUUAUAAAUCUUGCUGCUGAAAAGACAUACAAUAAUCUGGACAUCACCGUGACACAGGCACUGCGGCACCGCUCACAAUAUUUUGAAGGGGUUGUGAAGUGUCACAGGCUGGAAGCACUGGAGACAACAGUGGACAGAAUAGUUAAAGCUGAGGUCCAUCGGCUUGUAGUGGUUGAUGAGAAAGACAGCAUAGUGGGAAUCGUCUCACUGUCUGACAUUCUGCAGGCUCUUGUUCUCACACCAGCAGGUUCUGUAAGAAAGGAAAGUAUUUCAGAAUGACAGAUGACAAUAGAACAUGGACGAUUGCUGACAAGAAUGCUUUGAAGCGUCUUAUUCUGUUCUGGGCCAGAUGAACACUGACUACAGCAGAGAGGAGAAGGCACGAGAUUAUGAAAUCACAGAAGUGACAUGGUUUAAUCAAACACUGUAGCUGGAUCUGAAAGGCAUUUGUGACAAUAUCUGAAACCAAACACGUGAUCUUGCUCACUGAAUAGCUAUACAGAUACAGCUGUAAUGUUGUAGCUAAAACUCUGAAAGAAUUUAUUUUGCAAAUAACUAUUAGCAACUAUACCUAAAGAUAUUUUUUAAUGUGUUGAAGCCAUGGCAAUUUAAAUGGCUAUUUAUUUCCACAGUUUGUCGAUCUGUUUUUCAUGACAGGGAGUGGAAGCCGAUGUUCUGCGUAGUGGGAAUUCUCAUGAAAAACUUCAAACUAAGUUUGGACCUGCCAUGGCACCACAAUCCUCCAUUAGGAGCAUGCAAUGAGAACUGUUAACUGUACUGUACUGUAAAUAGGAAGCUAUUGAGGGAAAAUGUGCCAGAGAAAGGUAUAUUUUUAGGUGUGUGAAAAUGUAAAAUUAUGUUUGUACAAUUGCACAUUAAAUUUUUUUGUAAAUUAUAUUGUUUUCAUAUGGCUGCAAAAAUGGGGGGUGCUUGGGCAGAGGUGGUAUUGUCUAUGUAAAUGCACAAAGGCAUGAAGAUGAUGCUAUAUAUAGGUUUUCCUGCUUGGAAGAGAAGGAAAAAGGGGAAAUUUUUGCCUCAGUAAACAUUUAUAGGGCGUGAGAAGAAACACUUAAGGCAAAACAUUGAUAAAGUAAUAUUGCACUUUAAAGCACGGCCAUUCAUUGUGUAGCAAAUUAACACAAGUAACAGAUAAGGAAGUUUAUAGCCCCCCCCCCCCCCACCUCUCUACCCAACUCACCAAUUCUGCUUGAAGAUUUGCAGUUACUUAUUGGUGGAUAACCAGAUCUUUGCACAGAUCAAAAUGCUAAUUUAAAAAAAAAUAACAGUUGGGAUAGAUGCCAUCUCCUGCAAACCUGAUACUGAUGCCAGGAGGCUACACUUCAAAUCUGUUGAGAUCUGAGACAACUGAAUUAAUUGUUUGGUUGAUUCUAGAGCCUUGCAUUCUCUUCCUUCCACCCUUCCGUCAGUGCCCCCUCCCCAAAAAAUUUUCAAAAAAGAAACAUUAAUCAUUGGUGGUGAUUGAGUAAUGUCAGUGAGUUCUAUACUUUGACAAUAAUAAGGAUUGUGUAAUAAGUAAAUGGAUGUGUAUGACAAGAAUGUGUAUGUAGUAUCUCGGAAUACCUUGCUGAGAACCUUGAAGCUAAAAAUGCAGUCCUCCUCUAUAACUGAUGUGAAUAGAGGACCUUUUUAAAAAAAAAUUUAGCUCAUUCCAGACCAAUAUUACAUUCUUGGCCUUUUGAUCUGGGUUGAUGAAGUUAACAUCACAUUGUUGCAAUUUUAAGUGCCAUUAAAUGAUUCAAUCUGAAAGUGAUGUGAACUGAUUCCAAACAUAGCUUAUUAAAACAUUUCUUGUAUUAUACUUUGAAUGCUGUCCUGCAUUACUUCAGUGCAUUAUCUUAUGUAUACAGUAUUGUACAUUGUUAAUGUUGAAUAAAGAAGGUUUCAUUGCCAGGUGCAA